AUGGCUACCAAUACCCUCCAGCCUGCGAACCCCAACUACUUCGACCAACCUUCCUCACGCCCUCACACCCGUCGCAACUCAAGCCGCAAAAGUUUCGCCUCUACGCUUUCUAGAACAGGCUCUCACGUUGACCUGCCCCGCACACCCUGCCCCAAAGACGGCGAUGCUUUCAGCUAUCACCCUUCUCACCUCCACUCCUGGUACCUCCCCCAGGAGCUAUGGGAUCGGCUUCCGGCCGAGCUCCAGUCGGCCUUGGCCGCCGUGCAGCACUCUGGCGCAGCUGUUCUCACUGGUAAGUUGUCACAACACUCGUGCCACGUAGCAGUCAGGUUCGAGCGUCUCGAAAAGCACACCGGGGAUACCGGUAGUGGUCGUCCUGACCACAAACUUGCUGAGGAUGAACUCCUAGUCCAGUUCGAAGAUCUUCCACCACCCAAAUACCGCACCAUCAGCAACGCAAGCAGUGCACUCCAGUCAGACAUUUCGUCUCCCUUCUACUGUGGCUCUUCAGCCUCUCAGUCUGGUUCCACAUCGCCCGCCAUGUCGUCCUUCUCAGUGGGGCACCCCGCAAUACCUUGUUCGCCAAUGUCGCUGGGUCCACCCAAGGAAACCUUUGCCGAUAUGCGAGGUCGCUCUCGAGACCGCUCCUUCUCCACACCACUCGACCCGCAUGAGGCCUACUAUGCGACCGAGCUCUCGCACCUACGCACUGAGGCCACUCCUCGUCUCCGUCACUUGGGCCGCAAGGUCGACACCGAGUGGUACGAAGCAAAACGCACUGGCAAUGUCGCCGCCGAGGACGUCAACACUUUUGAGAACUGGUGGGCCGACAAGAAGUGCAGCAUCCUAAGCCUCAACUACAAGGGCAAGCGUUUGGCUGCGAUGCACGGUGUGUCUUCCUCGGGCAUGGGCUGGUCCGCUCCGUAG
This is a messenger RNA of Dothidotthia symphoricarpi CBS 119687, 927 nucleotides long. RefSeq lists its product as uncharacterized. The coding region runs from base 1 to 927 and encodes 308 amino acids. The record is from RefSeq and is a predicted model, not a curated record. The transcript is spliced from 2 exons. Lineage: Eukaryota; Fungi; Ascomycota; Dothideomycetes; Pleosporales; Dothidotthiaceae.